Ricinus communis (castor bean) is the source of this 1640-nucleotide messenger RNA. RefSeq lists its product as uncharacterized. NCBI's taxonomy places the organism in Eukaryota, Viridiplantae, Streptophyta, Magnoliopsida, Malpighiales, Euphorbiaceae. The record is from RefSeq and is a predicted model, not a curated record. The transcript has 2 exons. The coding region runs from base 85 to 528 and encodes 147 amino acids. Gene Ontology annotation, molecular function: zinc ion binding; nucleic acid binding.
GAUCCACUACCUACAGUCAACAAAACUUAUUCUUUAAUCCUUCAAGAUGAAAAGCAGCGAGGUAUAUCAAAAGGAGGCACACCUAUGGUUGAAGCUUCAGCUUUUGCUGUGAAGAAUAAUUUCAGAAAUUCGGAAAGAAAUUCCAAUGUCAAAAAUCCUCAUUUAAAAUGCGGAACUUGCAACAAAAUUGGUCACACCUCAGAGACAUGUCGAUCCCAUCUCAAAUGUGAUUAUUGCGGCUGGCAAGGUCAUACCAUUGAUGUUUGUAGAAAGUUACAAAAGAACUCCACAGGUAAUAAACAUGAUCAACGAGAACACAAGAAUGUUCCCUCCAAAGCCAACCAUGCAAACGCAGCCACACCUGUAGCCAGUAAUCGAUAUACUCUCACUGCUGAACAGUACCAUAGUCUGAUAACAUUACUUAAUGAAAAUAAGUCAAAUUUCAUGGCCAAUCAUGUUGGUAGCACAUCAGCCAUGAGUGAUGUUUCAGGACCAACGAUCGGGGAAGAUGAUUGGGAUGGGAACUGAGCGAGGAGGAUUUUAUUACCUUGAUACUUCACAAAGAACCAGCUGUAAUGCAGCCAUUGCACCUGUCCCUUCUUCUCCAAAACUUUGGCAUCAACGUCUUGGUCACCUAUCCAAUAAGAUUUUCCAUUUACUCUCUCAUUCAGUUAUGAACAUUCAAUAUUGUGAUAUUUCUGAUUGUUUAAUUUGCCCAUUAGCUAAACAGACUCGUUGUUCAUUUCCAUUAAGCUCUAUUCGCACUAAAGCACCUUUUGAAUUAAUACAUAUUGAUAUUUGGGGAGGAUAUCAUGUUCCUUCUAUCACAAGGGCACAAUAUUUUCUUACGAUUGUCGAUGAUUAUACCCCUUGCACAUGGACUUAUUUGAUGUCUCAUAAAUCAGAUGCACAAACAUAUAUUACUUCAUUCAUUAACCUUGUUAAAACACAAUUUUCCUUGAAAAUCAAAAUUCUUCGCAGUGAUAAUGGACCUGAAUUCACUUUGAAAAAUCUAUACUUGGACCAAGGUAUCAUUCAUCAAACUAGUUGUGUUUCCACUCCUCAGCAAAAUGGAGUAGCCGAAAGAAAACAUCGGCAUCUUCUCAAUGUAGCCCGAGCAUUAUUAUUCCAAGCUAAUCUUCCUAAGAAAUUUUGGGGGGAUGCAAUCUUGACAGCUACAUACCUCAUCAACCGCAUACCCACACCUCUUCUUCAAGGGAAAUCACUUUUUGAAGUAUUCUUUCGUAAACAGCCUACAUAUGACCAUCUACGUAUGUUUGGGUGCCUGUGCUUUGUCUCAACUCAUCACCAUCGUCCUACAAAGUUUGAUGCUAGAGCCACACAAUGUAUUUUCUUGGGUUAUCCAUACAAUCAAAAAGGGUACAGGGUUUAUGAUCUCUUAACAGGUAAAAUUUUCACUUCACGUGAUAUCAUUUUCUUUGAAGAAAUUUUUCCUUUUUCAUCUUCCGCUGCAAGUUCACCUCUUAUUCCUCAUCCUUCACCAAUAUAUGAUUAUGAUAGUCCCACUCUAGAAACAUUCUCACCCGACAGCCCCUCUCAAGGAGAUAAUUCACUUGCCAACUCAGAAACCACUCUUCAAAACAACCCUUCAGCCACAACUUCUUCUCCAUUAAUUGAUC